Carica papaya (papaya) is the source of this 1911-nucleotide messenger RNA. It is a transcript of the gene CRY3, whose product is annotated as cryptochrome 3. The record is from RefSeq and is a predicted model, not a curated record. Gene Ontology annotation, biological process: photoreactive repair. Gene Ontology annotation, molecular function: FAD binding; deoxyribodipyrimidine photo-lyase activity; DNA binding. NCBI's taxonomy places the organism in Eukaryota, Viridiplantae, Streptophyta, Magnoliopsida, Brassicales, Caricaceae.
UUCUUUCUGUCCCUCACCCGCUCAUCCUACGCUGCAAAAACUCAUACAUCCAUCCAAAUCCACUUCACUGCUUAAAGAUUCACUCGUAGUUGGCUUCUCAAUCAUGAAUUCCCGUUCAAUAUCCAACCCUAAAUCGGCUUCUUCCUCAAUAGUUUAUCAGGUACCGGCGCUAAAUGCCAAUGAAAUGGACAGCAUUGCAGACAAAACCUUCGAAAGGUACACCUCAAAGACAGUGAAGAGGAGGGGUAAAGGAGUCGCCAUUGUUUGGUUUAGAAACGAUUUGAGAAUACUCGACAAUGAGUCACUGUUCAAUGCUUGGGUUUCUUCUGACUCGGUUUUGCCGGUUUACUGCGUUGAUCCUCGUAAUUUCGAGAAUACGCAUUACUUUGGCUUCCCGAAAACUGGAGCUCUGAGAGCUCAAUUUCUUAUGGAAUGCUUGUCUGACUUGAAGAGGAAUCUGAUAAAGAGAGGGCUUAACCUACUUAUUCGACAUGGGAAACCCGAGGAAAUUCUCCCUUCUCUUGCAAAUGCUUUUGGAGCUCAUACAGUAUAUGCCCAUAAAGAAACCUGUAGUGAAGAGCUACAUGUUGAAAAAUUGGUCCGCAAAAGUUUGCGGGGAGUUAAGCUACCAUCUUCCCAGAAAUCCACUGGCCAGAGUUCUACAGACAGUACUAAGCUACAACUAGUUUGGGGCAGCACCAUGUAUCACAUAAAUGAUCUCCCAUUCAGUGCCGUUGAAUUGCCAGAUGUGUAUACCCAAUUUCGUAAGUCUGUGGAAUCCAAGUGUAAAAUCAGAGGUUGUGUUAAGAUUCCAAUAUCUCUUGGGCCAACAUCUAGCAUUGAUGAUUGGGGAUGUGUUCCUUCACUUGAGCAACUUGGACUUCACCAGCUAAAGGUUAGCAAGGGGUUAAGAUUUGUAGGUGGUGAAACAGCUGCACUCAGCAGGGUGAUCGAGUACUUCUGGAAUGAGGACUUAAUAAGGAUAUAUAAAGAGACAAGGAAUGGGAUGUUGGGAGCUGAUUACUCAACUAAGUUCUCGCCCUGGCUUGCUUCAGGAAGUCUUUCACCAUGUUAUGUUUAUGAGGAGGUGAAAAGAUAUGAAAGGGAGAGGCAAGCAAAUGAUUCAACAUACUGGGUGUUGUUUGAAUUGAUAUGGAGGGACUACUUCAGGUUUCUUUCAAUUAAAUGCGGGAAUUCCUUGUUUCAUUUAGGUGGCCCAAGAAAAAUUGAACGCAGGUGGAGUCAAGACCCUGGGCUUUUUGAAUCCUGGAGAGAGGGUCGUACUGGGUACCCCCUUAUAGAUGCCAAUAUGAAGGAACUCUCUGCCACUGGGUUCAUGUCAAAUCGAGGAAGACAGAUUGUGUGUUCCUUUCUUGUUCGAGAUAUGGGUAUCGACUGGCGUAUGGGAGCUGAAUGGUUUGAGACAUGUCUCUUGGAUUAUGAUCCAUGUUCGAACUAUGGAAAUUGGACCUAUGGAGCAGGAGUUGGGAAUGAUCCACGAGAAGAUCGCUAUUUCAGCAUCCCCAAGCAAGCACAAACAUAUGAUCCUGACGGUGAGUAUGUAGCAUAUUGGUUGCCACAGUUACGAGCACUUCCAGAAGGUAAAAGAAACUUUCCUGGAAAGUCGUACAUAGAUCGAGUUGUACCUCUCAAGUUUGGAAACACUAACGAGGGACGUAGCCGAGGUACCAUGGUUUCUGCUAAAGCAAACCAAGUUUAGAAAGAAUCAAAACAGGGGAUAUAACAGGUAGGAGAGUGCAGACAAAUUUAAGUGCUUUUUCCCUAUUUGAUUGAUGAUGAAGACAGUCUUCACAAUGGAACAUGUUUCAUAUGACCUCCAUUUAUUUUGGAUGCAGGCAAAUUCAGAAAAGAAAAAAAAAAAAAAGAUUUGUUAUGUAGUUCAUAAUAGAA